CGUUAUGUUUUUGAAAACAGUGGCGGGCAGCAGUAACAGACCCUCUACACCGGGUAACUUUAAUUAUUGUACAUAAACUACAUUAAAUGGCGCGCACUCGAUGUAGCAACGACAGACUGACCCUUCCACUGUAUGUCUAAACCUCAAAGACACACCAUGAACUGAGCAACACUUACAAAAACAAUGUAGCUAAAGUUAGCCGUGUAGCAUCCAACCGAGCUGCUUGCUAGACCGGUUGGCGUUAAUUACCAGAGUCUGGAGAGCAAAACGUAACAUGACAACAGACACACUGUGUUGUGCACUCGUCAGUGUUGAUCACUGACGAGUAAGGUUAGACAAAUUAACUAAUACGUUUUAGAUAAACUAUAUAGCUGAAAUUCGUCCAUUUUCUUGAGACAAGUUACACGGGUCGCUAGCUUGCUAGGUUAGCUGAAGUAAUUUUGGUCACCACUGACUGAGAUACAGAACUGACGCCGUCUGUCGUCCUCUCGGCUCUCGGCUUUAGAGCGUAAACGGUUUUUAGGUUUUAAAGGUUUUAUUUAAAGGUAGUGGUUUGAUCCACUCUCCUAACUACCCUAUGUCCCCUGAGCCUGUACGUGUGGGUCGGAAACGGCCUUUACCCUCCUGUCCAAACCCUCUUUUUCUCUUCUGGCUGACCGAGAUGCGCGACCACGCCAAAGAGAAGGGGCUGAAGACCCAGUACGUGUACCAGAAGGCUAUCGACUCUCUGAAGAAGUAUCCUCUACCUCUGAAAAACGGCAAAGAGGCGAAGAUCCUGCAGAACUUUGGAGACGGUAUCUGUAAGAUCCUGGAUGAACGGCUUCAGAAGUACUACCGCGAAAACGGUGUCGAUGCCUCAAUCCACACCCUUCCCAGUGGUCCAUCUCAAACCUGCAGUACCAACCUGGCUCCCCCCAAACCUUCCUCAGCCUCCUCCAAGGACCCUUCUCUAGAGGGUGGAGCAAAUAUGAGGAAUGCGGAAGGUGAUGCAGGAAAAGAAAAAGGAGGCAAGAAGAAGAGGGAGUAUGUGCCUCAGAAGAGGUCUGGAGGCUAUGCUGUUCUGCUCACACUGUACAGACAUUCACAGGUACCUGGCAGUAAAGGCUUCAUGUUUAAAAAUGAACUACAGACUGAGGCCCAGUACCUUUGUGACAAAUCCUUCACUGUGCCUGAGCUCGGCAGUAAAUACACAGCGUGGUCCUCAGUUAGCACCCUCAUCCAGAAAGAUCUGCUUCUGAAGACACACAACCCUGCCAGGUAUUCAUUGACAGAGCUAGGUCUGGCUCUAGCAGAGAAACUGGAGUCUGGAGAGAGAGGGAGAAAUGAUAGACAAGAAGAGCAGAAGAAGAGUGAGGCUGAAAACUCGGAGGAUGGACCAGUUACUGUUGAUCUGACUCUGGACAAAGAUAAAGAUGAUGAGGAUGAAGGUGAAGAUAGCUGUUCCACGAGAGAGGCACCUACCACAGCUGUCACAGAAACCCGGGCAGAAAUUAUUGCUCCUAGUUCUGGUCUAUCAGGAAAGUGCCAGACUUCACCACCUUUAGGAGAAUGCCUUCUCCCUGGUUCUUAUGAUAUUGUACUCUGUGUUGACUUUAUUGAGACUACUGGGGGAAACACAGCACGCAAACAAGAACUGGUCAAGGAGCUGCAGAGGAAUGGAGUCACCUUUGACAUCAGGAAACUGAAUGUGGGAGACUUCCUGUGGGUUGCGCGUGAGAAAGUGACACCUGUGCCUGGUCAGUUGCGCCCACCUGUGGCCAAGGAGCUGGUUCUUGAUUACAUCAUUGAGAGGAAGAGGAUGGACGACCUGUGUGGCAGCAUCAUGGAUGGACGCUUCAGAGAACAGAAGUUCCGUCUGAAGAGGUGUGGUCUUCAUAAGCCCAUUUACCUGGUAGAGGAGUGUGGGUCGGCAGCAGCUCAUAUGAGUCUACCAGAAAGCACUUUACAACAAGCAAUAGUUAACACACAGGUGGUGGAUGGCUUCUUUGUAAAGAGAGUGCAGGAUGUCAAGGAGUCAGCUGCCUACCUCACAGUCAUGACCAGAUACCUGCAGAAACUUUACCAGAACUGCACAUUGUUCUGUCACAGCAGAGAACUGGAGGGAAAUGGAGAUUUUGAAGUAGAAAAUGGAGUCACAGAGAGAGAGAACCCACGCUGCUCACUCAUCUCCUUCACAGAGUUCAACUAUGGAGCUGUGAAAAACAAGUGUCAGACAGUGAGGGAUGUGUUUGCUAGACAGCUGAUGCAGAUCAGUGGAAUCUCUGGUGAUAAAGCAGCUGCCAUAUUGGAACACUACAGUACAGUGAGCAGUUUGUUGAAAGCAUAUGCCCAGUGUGCUACUGAAGCAGAGGGAGAAAAACUCCUGUCCUCCAUCAAAUAUGGCAAACUCAAAAGACAUUUUCCUAGAAAUCUUGGGCCAGCCUUGAGUCGUACUAUAUACCAGCUUUACUGUACUCGUGGAUCCCUGUCGUGAUCACACACUCUGUAUCCUUAUUGGCCAGAACUGCAAUGCAGUGUACCAGGUUGCUGCUCUUUAUGUUGUUCUCUAUUUUUGGGGGAUUUUGCAUUUGCAAAACGUGUGUAAAAUAAAGAUUUGAUUUUCA
This is a messenger RNA of Colossoma macropomum (tambaqui), 2603 nucleotides long. It is a transcript of the gene mus81, whose product is annotated as MUS81 structure-specific endonuclease subunit. Gene Ontology annotation, biological process: DNA catabolic process; double-strand break repair via break-induced replication; resolution of meiotic recombination intermediates. Gene Ontology annotation, molecular function: DNA binding; crossover junction DNA endonuclease activity; 3'-flap endonuclease activity. The coding region runs from base 578 to 2473 and encodes 631 amino acids. The transcript is spliced from 17 exons. Gene Ontology annotation, cellular component: Holliday junction resolvase complex; nucleus. NCBI's taxonomy places the organism in Eukaryota, Metazoa, Chordata, Actinopteri, Characiformes, Serrasalmidae. The record is from RefSeq and is a predicted model, not a curated record.